Molecule: messenger RNA, 756 nt
Organism: Trichosporon asahii var. asahii CBS 2479
Lineage: Eukaryota; Fungi; Basidiomycota; Tremellomycetes; Trichosporonales; Trichosporonaceae
Product: 20S proteasome beta-type subunit, Pre7p
Exons: 3
Coding region: 1-756 (251 amino acids)
Cellular component (GO): proteasome core complex
Source: RefSeq, a predicted model, not a curated record
AUGGCCCUCUUCACGGCCCCUCCUGCGCCUGUCGCGGCGCCCACUAGCGCUCCGAUUCAACAUGUGAUCGCAGGCGACACCAGACAGUCGCAGGGAUACAACAUUCAGACCCGUUAUGCCAAGAAGGUGUUCCAGCUCACCGACAAGGUCGUUCUUGCGACGAACGGCUUCGCGGCUGAUGGUAACAACUUCUACAAGCGCGUGAAGCAGCGGCUGGAGUGGUACGAGGCGAACCACCACAAGCAGAUGUCGAUCAAGUCGAUUGCGCGCAUGAUCCAGACGAUGCUGUACGGACGCCGAUUCUUCCCGUACUACGUGUACAACAUUCUCGGCGGAAUCGAGGAGGACGGCACUGGCGCGGUCUACUCUUUCGACCCCGUCGGUUCGUACGAGCGUGAGGCGUGUCGUGCCGCCGGUGCCGCGCAGAGUCUGAUCCAGCCCUUCCUCGACAACCAGAUCUACUUCAGGAACCAAACGUUCCCUCCCGGAGUUCCCCGCCCCAUCCCCGGCAACCUCCCUCUCGGCACCGUCAUCUCCAUCGUCCUCGACUCCUUCACGAGCGCGACGGAACGUCACAUCGAGGUCGGAGACAGCCUGGAGAUGUACAUUGUCAUGAACAAGGGCAGGAAGACGGAUGAUCUCCUCGGAGGAGAGUUCAAGCUCCCCGAGGGAGUUGAGAUCAACGAGGUCCCGCCCCUCGGAGACGGAAGGGGAGAGCGCACCUUCCUUCUCGUUGCCCCUCUGAAGCGCGACUAG